UGCUAAUAUUCUAGCUUAAUCGUGUGGUCCGCAGCGCGUAAAUAUAUUAAGUGAUAUAGCCAGUCGGCAAGUUAGCAUGCGUGACACUUAAAUUGAGUUAUUUGCAAGUCAACUUUCCAUUUAUUACUAUUGUUUAGUUAUAUCGUAAAAAUUAGCGUUUCUACUUGGAUGACAGACUUGGUGCAUCAUUCAGUAUGUCCUCCGGUGACCUUCUUGCAAAGAGGGAGAAAAUCGAACGCCAGAUUUUGGCUCUCGAACGCACCCUUGGUUCCGAAACCAACUCGAUUGAGCUGUCUUCUGACAGCUGUGCUUCUGAGGAUGGAUCUGAUGACAAUGAGUCUCAACCAGAACAUUUGGGUCCUUCAGAGAACUUGGAGGCAGAGCGGCAACGGAUUCAAAAAGAGAUUGAAGAGUUGGAGCGCACUCUUGGCCCAGAUGAGGAUGACCAAGGAGGUGCAACAGAAUCUAGCGAUGAGGACAGUGUUGGGGAGCUGGACCUGCCACAGAACACUGAGACCUGUCUUCAAAUGAACCUGGUUUAUCAGGAAGUGUUGAAAGAGAAAUUGGAGGAGCUGGAGCGACUGUUAAAUGACAAUCGACAGCAACAAAAUGAGAUUAUGACUCGGCUCUCCAGCACAGGAACUCCCCAAGCUACCACAUCUGGACAACCCACACUGAAGCUUUUCUUGGGAAACUUUUUGAAGCCCUAUUUUAAAGAUAAAGUCACAUGUCUGGGCCCACCUGCUAAUCCAGAAGCCAAGGACAUCAUGAGUAAAAGGAUCAGACGCCUUGAUGAUGUUAAAAUGAAAAGAUGGGAGGGAUGGCAGAAGACUCUGCUGGUAAAUGCUGUAGUCAAAGACAGCAUGAAACGCAUGAUACAGCCCAAGAUGUCAAAAGUGGAAUACCUUACACAGAAAAUGACCAAAGCUGAAAACAUGGAAAGGCAAAUUCUGCGCAAACAAAUCACUGAAAUAGAGAAAGAAAUUGAGAACAUCAGUGCCCUGAAGGAGAAUGAGCUGUGGGGUGAUCGCCGUGACGACCACGACUGGCAAAAGAUUUCCAACAUUGAUUUUGAAGGUAUUCGUGAAGCUGAUGACAUAAAAAGCUUCUGGCAAAACUACCUGCAUCCCUCCAUUAACAAAGCCAGUUGGAAAGAAAAUGAAAUUCAGAUGUUGAAGAAAGUUGCUCAGAAACAUGGGCACCGAAACUGGGAUCAGAUCGCUCAUGAACUUGGGACCAACAGGACAGCCUUCAUGUGUCUCCAGACAUACCAGCGCUACAUCUGCUCUGAUUUCAGGAGGAGUGCUUGGAACAGCGAGGAGGACGAGAUCCUUAGAGAGCUGGUGGAGAAGAUGCGUAUUGGGAACUACAUCCCGUACACUCAGAUUUCCUAUUUCAUGGAGGGCCGAGAUUCAUGCCAGCUGAUGUAUCGAUGGACUCAAGUUCUAGACCCCACCCUCAAGAAAGGUUACUGGUCUAAACAAGAAGAUGAGAUGCUACUUAAAGCAGUGGCUAAAUACGGGGUGGGGAACUGGUGGAAGAUCCGUCAGGAAGUGCCCAGUAGAAAUGACGGUCAAUGUAGGGACAGGUAUUUGGAUGUCCUGAUUGGGAACGUGAAGAAGGGGCCUUUUGACGAGGAGGAAAAGGCACUGCUCAGAAGACUGGUGGAAAAAUAUGGAUAUAAAUGGUCUAAGAUAGCUGCUGAGAUUCCCAACAGAAUUGACAGCCAGGUCCUUAAUCAGUGGAGGAAGAUGACCGGGUACAAGCGCUGUCGAUCCCGGCGGGUCAGGAGGAGUAGACCUAUGCCAAAAAAGGCUGCGAGUCGGCAGAAGAGCUCAGACGAACUGGAUUCGAGCUCUGAUGAGGAGGACGUCAACAUGGAGUUCAUGGACAGUGACAAUGAGGAGAAUCGGAUACUCCCUGAACUCCACGGGUCUGAUAAGGAGAGCGACAUUAUUGAAGACUACCACCAACCUGACAUGGAGCAGUGGAUUCCCAUGCCAGACAAGAUGUUUGAAGGGCCCGGGAAGUUGAGGACCAUGAUGGUUCAACGACCUAGCAGGGACCAGUCCCCAGCUGAGCAGGAGCAGGCAGCGACGGACAGCCUGUCGGCACGCCAGUUCUUGGGAGUUCGCUCCACCAUCUUGGACCGCUUUGGCAAGGUUGUUGCCACUAUCAUUGGAGAAAACCCACGUAUACUGGCAAAGAAGGAUUACAACAGUGACCUGGCCAUGCUCAAGGUGUGCUACGGAGAAGUGAGAAAUCUCAUCCAGUGGAAGAAAACCAAUGCGGCAAAGCAGAAAACUGGGCCUGUGAGUGAUGACCAGGCCAAGCCCCACAGUCCCUCGAGGCAGAAUAACAGUUCUGCUAACAGUGAACACUACACCACUUUCAACUAUGCCCUUCAGUUAGCUGUGGUUCCCUGGGUGGGCAACGUGCUGAUUCCCCCACCACUGCCUUCGAAAAAGAUUAGAGAAGCUGACACGGUGCGAGAGAGAGCAGAGAGAGUUGGACUUACCAAUACUCCUGUGUUCUUGUUAUUUCUGCAGGUUCUCCGUGUAGAUGCAGAAGGCUGUAAGCAGAUCAUUAAAAUGCGUAAUGAGCAAGCAAUGGAAUGCAAAAAUGGGGAACCAAAACUGGCUUUGAAUAAACAAAAGCAACAAUAUAACCUCAAAACGGUUGCCGGUAUACUGCGCCAGAAGGAAAAGGAGCAGGAGAUCAGGCGGCAGCACGGCUUCCGCCAACCGAACAGUCAACUUGUGAUGAUCCCUCAGACAUUGGUCGUGGCACAGCCUGUAGUACUGUCCACCCCACAUCCUGUGGUUCCCUCCACUCCAACUUCCAAACAAAAACACAUUUCUACACCCAGCCAGCCUGUACCCUCCACGCCCGGCCUGCCUGUACCCUCCACGCCCGGCCUGCCUGUACCCUCCACGCCCGGCCUGCCUGUACCCUCCACGCCCGGCCUGCCUGUACCCUCCACGCCCGGCCAGCCUGUACCCUCCACGCCCGGCCAGCCUGUACCCUCCACGCCCGGCCAGCCUGUACCCUCCACGCCCGGCCAGCCUGUACCCUCCACGCCCGGCCAGCCUGUACCCUCUACCCUAACAAAGAAACGUAAUCGCCUACCUACGGACAACACCCAGGCUCUGAAGGAGGCCAAUGAUCCUGCUACAAAAAAGGCAGUGAAAGAGUCGCCCAAAUGCAAGAGAGCUCGUAUGCAGAGUCCUCCCAAAGUGACCCUGAUGAGCCAGCCUUCUAACAGGGUUCUGUCCACUACACAGAACGCCUGGGUCCUGACCCCCAAUGGACUUGUGUCAAUCAGUGGCAUUAGUGUCCAGAUGGCACCUCAGAAUGUACCAACAGCCGUUUAUGCGCAGCCUAUUAUCAUGAACCAGCAAGGUUCUUUAACACUGAACGCUCCACCGUCUUUAACCGGCACUUCCUUCAUUAACGGCGCUGCUCCGAGAAUGAACGGCCCACUGAACAGUUUGAGAAUGACUAACCCAGGCAUGCGGACUGUGGCAGCCAAUGGUCCCCGGGUCAAUGUUCUCUCUGUGCCCAUGAACACAGCCAUGUCGGAUCCACUCCAACCACAGACUGGCCCUUCACAGGCUGUAGUUCUCAAAGUCCCUCCAGGUUCCCUCUCAGCUUCCGUCCCUCACCGUGCCCUCAGAAUCGUGCCGCUUAACGCUGCUACGCAUGCCCCAAAACCCUGCAGAAAACCCGAGGCGAUUCAGUUCGAUCCCCAUCUUAUGUUCAUGGAGGACCCGGCCCAAGUUAGGAAGUGGUCGAGUGGCAGUAAUGGAGUUUCACUUCCGGGUUUGAAAGUCACUCUGCCCUACCUACCCCCCUUUGUCAGUAACCUGACUACCCUAUCGGGUCUCCUGAAAUGUAAGACAGUGUUGGCAGUUAGUGCUAAGCUGGUUCUGUCCCCAGAGGAGAAGGAGAAUCUGGAAGAGGAGGAGCAGAUUGCGGUGGUGCGGAGCAUUGUGGCGAAGCGCUUCAGUCAAAAUCCGGGCUACCUGCUCCUCAAGGCUCGCUUCUUGUCUUGUUUCACCAUGCCUGCUCUUCUGGCUACCAUUGAUACAGUCAAAGAGUCUGCGUCCCUGGACUCCAGUGAUGUGGAGGAGGAACCUCUCAGUAACCAUUCAGAGCAGCAGGAUACUGUGCAUGAUCAGCCAACAGCACUGGCCCCUCUGCUUAUCACUGACGGAAUGGGAGCUCCGGCCGCUGCCUUCUCCGGAAUCAAAACCAGGAAUAAGUGCCACCACCUCAACACGGACACAGAGGAAAAUGUUAUUGUUUUGGAUUGAGGUGUGGCUUACAGGUCGACAGAUUUCUGUGAGACCUUUAAAAUACCUAGCCAGUUUUAUUGUAAUGCCAUUGUCUUUGAAAACAGUGUUGUUGGAACUGUAAACAGCUGUAUUCUAUGGCAUUCCCUAAUAAUACAUUAUACUGGAGCACAGAGGAAUAAAGCAGUUCAAGUAGUUGGUAUGUUUUUGUUUUGUUCAUAAUUGUAUUUAAUUGUUUUUACAUUGUACAGUCUUAUGUUCACCUGUACUCAUUUACGUUAUAAAUCAUUCUACUUGUUCAUAAAAAUACAUUUGUUUUGGGUGUAUCUGCACAGCACGUUAGUCAGGUUUUUUUGCAGGCCACCUAAAGGUAAAUUAAUGUGACAUUUACAUGGUGUAAUUUGUAGUUUCAUUAAAGGAGCAAGCUUGUU
Messenger RNA from Esox lucius (northern pike), 4726 nucleotides. It is a transcript of the gene snapc4, whose product is annotated as small nuclear RNA activating complex, polypeptide 4. The record is from RefSeq and is a predicted model, not a curated record. The coding region runs from base 195 to 4316 and encodes 1373 amino acids. The transcript has 25 exons. NCBI's taxonomy places the organism in Eukaryota, Metazoa, Chordata, Actinopteri, Esociformes, Esocidae.